Aspergillus luchuensis is the source of this 702-nucleotide messenger RNA. RefSeq lists its product as uncharacterized. The record is from RefSeq and is a predicted model, not a curated record. Bases 1 to 702 code for a protein of 233 amino acids. NCBI's taxonomy places the organism in Eukaryota, Fungi, Ascomycota, Eurotiomycetes, Eurotiales, Aspergillaceae. The transcript has a single exon.
AUGUCUUCAAUUCAUUUUCUAUCGCUCGAAACUCGCCAGAUCAUCCUCGGUUACCUUGAUAUCGACUCGCUACUCUCUGCUAUUCGCAGCUGCCGGCCGUUCUAUCUGGCUUACAAGGGGUAUGAGGCAUCUGUGCUGAAAUCAUGCCUGUAUACUAUCAUCACGCCCGAGAUACUACCAUAUGCCAUUCUAACCCUAGAUAUCGCCAAUUCCCCGCACGGGGAUUUGAUUGAAUACCACAAGCUGAUUGAAAAGCGAUUGGGGAAUCCCACGGAGACGCUCCGCGAUUGGAGUUGGGACCUAUCUGAAAUGAAGGAAUUACUCUUCGUCCACAGACAUCUCUCCUUUUUCAUAGACGAUUACAGCAAGAAGGCUUUGGAAGAGUUCCACAACUCGUUCGGAGAGACAGAGGUUUGCAUUCCCUUGUCACGAAAUGAUUGGGCCCGCAUAGCCCGAUCAUUCUACGCUCACCUGGUUAUACGGCAAGCAUCCCUGAAUCGCUUCGCUAGGCCGAAGCACUAUGAGUACAUCAGUGGAAUCCGUCAUUUCAAAUACCUAGUGACGUAUACGGCUGAUAGCGUAUCGUCAAAUUCGAUUGACCUGAAGCAGCUCUUCAUCGUGAGCACUUACUUUCGUAAUAUCAAAAGUAAGUUGUACACUCCCAGCAGUAUCAGUCUGAUUUUGGCUCUAACUGGCUGUUAG